CAUGAAUGUACGCACGUGCGCAGGACUCCGAUAAUAAUAAUAAUAAAUAAGCAUCGCACAGUUUAUUACUAUGUAUAAUUAGGUAGAUUUUCUGUUUGAGCGAUGGACGAGGAGCAGCUGCAGCCGCUGAAAAGGCCACGGACAGAAUUACACAAGAAACACACUGUGGCCAGCGAACACCGAUGCGUACAAUGGAUUCCCCAAGUGGACAUGGUCAACGACAGUCUGGACACAGCCCUGUUGUCAGUUUACAGUCAUUCGGGGCUAUCGUUCCCUAGGAACAAUGAAGUGUGCAUGCAAAAAGAAACCUUUAUGAUGUGUUUGAAGAAACAGUUGAAUAGUAUUCGAUCAGAUCAAAAGGUAGAAAAGCUUUUUAGAAAUCAUCCAUUGAAAAUGGGUGGACUUAUUGGUGAACGAAAAGACAUCAAUAGUAUUAAACUGGGAUUAGUUGGCAGUCAUAUUUCACAAACUAAUCAUGGAUAUUCAAGAAAAGAAGAUGGCACUUUUUACAAUUAUUAAAAUAUUAUAAGAUAAGCAAUAGAAAGGAUUUUUUCAACUUAUUCAUAGAUAACAAAAUCAUAAUAAGAAAUAAUUAAUAGCAUUUGUAAUUAUAAUAUAAUUCUAUAUCUGAAAUUUAACAUCAAAUACAAAUGACAUUUAUAAUUUAAAGUAAAUAGUAAAAUAUUAAA
Molecule: messenger RNA, 689 nt
Organism: Rhopalosiphum padi (bird cherry-oat aphid)
Lineage: Eukaryota; Metazoa; Arthropoda; Insecta; Hemiptera; Aphididae
Product: protein CFAP276-like
Exons: 4
Coding region: 103-519 (138 amino acids)
Source: RefSeq, a predicted model, not a curated record